AUGAGAGUGUUAGAAGCUUGGGCAGCAUUCAUCAGAGAACUUGAUCCAGAUGUGUUUACAGGAUAUAAUAUAAACAACUUUGACUCCUUAUUACUUCGUAGAGCCGCACAUCUGAAAGUGAAAAAAUUUGAUUUUUUGGGACGAGUUCGAGACAAAAAGUCAGUUUUAAAAGAAACUGUACUGCAGUCAAAGCAAAUGGGUCGUAGAGAGAAUUACGCAAUAAUUGAAGGCAGGGUACCCUUUGAUUUGUUACGUUUAUUGAGAGAUUAUAAAUUGCGGUCUUAUACCUUGAAUGCUGUAAGUUUUCAUUUCUUACAAGAACAAAAAGAAGAUGUCCAUCAUAGUAUUAUAUCUGAUCUGCAAGCUGGGAAUGAACAGACUAGAAGAAGAUUGGCUAUGUAUUGUUUGAAAGAUGCUUAUCUUCCAUUGCGGUUGUUGAAUAAAUUAAUGUGUAUUGUCAAUUACAUGGAAAUGGCUAGGGUAACUGGUGUCCCUCUAGGUUGUCUCUUAACGAGGGGCCAACAAAUCAAAGUAGUCAGUCAACUCCUUCGAAAGUCUAAAGAAGCUGGCUAUUUAAUGCCAACAUAUAGUGGACAAGGUUCUGAAGAACAAUAUGAAGGUGCUACUGUAAUUGAACCCAGAAGAGGAUAUUAUGCAGAUCCUGUGAGUACUUUGGAUUUUGCAUCACUAUAUCCUAGUAUUAUGAUGGCUCAUAAUUUGUGCUACACUACAUUAAUUCAACCAGGACAGAAGGAAAAAUUGGGAUUAACUGAUGAUCAGGUAACUAGAACUCCCUCAAACAACUUGUUUGUGAAGUCAUCAGUUCGUAAAGGAUUGCUGCCGGAAAUUUUAGAAUCUUUGCUUUCAGCAAGAAAAAAAGCAAAGGCGGAUCUUCGAGAUGAGAAAGAUCCUUUUAAGCGGUCUGUUUUAGAUGGUCGUCAACUUGCAUUAAAAAUUAGUGCAAACAGUGUUUAUGGUUUUACUGGAGCACAAGUUGGCCGAUUACCAUGCCUAGAGAUAUCUGGGAGUGUAACUGCAUACGGCAGAACUAUGAUAGAACAAACCAAACAAGAAGUAGAACGUAAAUAUACUAUAGCUAAUGGUUACGAAAGUGAUGCUGUGGUAAUUUAUGGAGAUACAGACUCCGUCAUGGUUAAUUUUGGUGUUAAGAGUUUGGAACGAAGUAUGGAAUUAGGUCGAGAAGCUGCAGAGUUUGUAAGUCAGAAAUUUAUUAGGCCAAUAAAGCUGGAGUUUGAAAAAGUUUAUUUUCCAUAUUUAUUAAUAAAUAAAAAAAGAUAUGCUGGAUUGUAUUAUACAAGAACUGAUAAAUAUGAUAAAAUAGAUUGUAAGGGUAUUGAAACUGUACGAAGAGAUAAUAGUCCCUUGGUUGCUAACAUGAUGAACAUGUGUCUUCAAAAAAUUCUAGUGCACAGGGAUCCAGAAGGUGCUGUAGAAUAUGCUAAACAAGUAAUUUCAGAUUUACUUUGUAAUAAAAUUGAUAUUUCACAAUUAGUUAUCACAAAAGAACUUUCAAAAAGUGAUUACGCUGCCAAACAAGCCCAUGUAGAACUAGCUAAUAAAAUGAAGAAACGAGAUGCGGGCACUGCACCCAAACUAGGUGAUCGUGUACCAUAUGUUUUAUGUGCAGCAGCUAAGAAUACUCCUGCAUAUAUGAAAGCAGAAGAUCCAAUAUAUGUAUUAGAAAACAGUAUUCCAAUAGAUAGUGCUUAUUAUUUGGAAAAUCAAUUAUCGAAACCUUUAUUGAGGAUCUUUGAACCUAUAUUAGGUGAUAAAGCUGAAUCUCUCCUCUUGCGUGGUGAUCACACAAGAACUAAAUCUAUGGCCACAUCUCGUGUUGGAGCUCUAUCUGCAUUUACAAAGAAAAAGGAAGCAUGUAUAGGAUGCAAAGCGUUACUUCCAGCAGGUUAUGAAAAAGGAGCUUUAUGUCCUCAUUGUAUUCCUAGACAAUCUAUACUAUAUAUCAAUGAAAUGGAAUCGCAAAGAAACCUUGAAGAAAAAUAUUGCCGAUUAUGGACAGAAUGUCAAAGGUGUCAAGGUUCUUUACAUGAGGAAGUGAUAUGCACCAACCGGGACUGCCCAAUUUUCUACAUGAGGAAAAAGAUUCAAAUCGAAUUAGAUACUCAAGUCAAACGUGUUGAACGGUUCGGUUUACCGAGCUGGUAAGAUUCAUUCAAAGACAAAUAAAUAUUUCUUGUAAUAAAAA
Molecule: messenger RNA, 2224 nt
Organism: Ctenocephalides felis (cat flea)
Lineage: Eukaryota; Metazoa; Arthropoda; Insecta; Siphonaptera; Pulicidae
Product: DNA polymerase delta catalytic subunit-like
Biological process (GO): DNA-templated DNA replication; nucleotide-excision repair, DNA gap filling; base-excision repair, gap-filling
Cellular component (GO): delta DNA polymerase complex
Molecular function (GO): DNA-directed DNA polymerase activity; nucleotide binding; 3'-5'-DNA exonuclease activity
Source: RefSeq, a predicted model, not a curated record